Molecule: messenger RNA, 1383 nt
Organism: Prunus armeniaca (apricot)
Lineage: Eukaryota; Viridiplantae; Streptophyta; Magnoliopsida; Rosales; Rosaceae
Source: the annotation of a GenBank genome assembly
AUGAGCAACAACACUAACAGUACCAACGGCCACAGCGAUCGAGAUCUCGGCCUCUGGUUCCUAGAGCAGUCGCGGCUCGGCUCGGCCCGUGUGCUGACGGACAUGGACGAGGACGAGGAGGCUCCUACAGAGCUCAAUACCAUCAAUAGCUCUGGAGGCUUCCUUGUGGUGUCGCCCGAUAAGCUCUCGGCCAAGUACACCAACGUCAACCUUCAUGGACACGACGUUGGUGUAGUUCAGGCUAACAAGCCAGCUCCGGUCAAGCGGCUUGUCUACUACUUCGAGAUUUAUGUCAAGGAUGCUGGGACCAAGGGUCAGAUUGCCAUUGGAUUUACUUCUGAGAGCUUCAAGAUGCGGAGGCAGCCCGGGUGGGAGGCAAAUAGUUGUGGCUAUCAUGGGGAUGAUGGACUACUUUAUCGUGGACAUGGAAAAGGAGAGGCUUUUGGCCCAACCUACACCUCUGGUGAUAUAGUUGGAGGUGGUAUCAAUUAUGCUUCACAGGAGUUCUUUUUCACUAAAAAUGGUGCUGUAGUGGGGACAGUGCCCAAGGAUAUGAAGGGUCCCUUAUUUCCUACAAUUGCUGUACACAGCCAAAAUGAGGAGGUGAAUGUCAACUUUGGGCAGCAACCUUUUGCUUUUGAUCUUAAGGAAUUUGAAGCGCAAGAGAGGAUGAAGCAAGAAAGGAUGAUUGAAAAAUUUUCAUUGCCAACUGUUAGUCAUGGAAUUGUUCGCUCCUACUUACUUCAUUAUGGCUAUGAAGAUACGCUCAAUUCAUUUGACAUGGCUAGUAAAACUACUGUUCCUCCUGUACAUAUAGCUCAAGAAAAUGGUUUUGAUGAGCAGGACGUUGUGUUUGCACUAAAUGAGAGAAAGACUCUUAGACAGCUUAUCAGGAAUGGGGAGAUCGACUCUGCACUUGGUAAACUCCGGGAAUGGUAUCCCCAAAUUGUUCAGGAUGAUAAAUCAGCUACUUGCUUUCUACUCCACUGUCAAAAGUUUAUCGAAUUGGUCCGGGUCGGUGCACUUGAGGAGGCUGUGAAAUAUGGAAGAAUGGAAUUAGCAAAGUUCUUUGGCCUGCCGGUGUUUGAGGACCUAGUUCAGGAUUGUGUUGCUCUGCUGGCAUACGAACGGCCGCAAGAGUCCUCAGUUGGAUAUCUGCUUGAAGAGUCGCAGCGUGAAGUUGUGGCAGACACAGUUAAUGCAAUGAUCUUGUCUACGAAUCCAAACCUGAAAGAUUCACAAAGUUGCUUGCAUUCGUAUCUUGAGAGGUUACUCAGGCAACUCACUGCUUGCUGUUUGGAAAGAAGGUUGUUGAGUGGGGAUCAAGGUGAAGCUUUCCAUCUGCACAGAGUACUUAACAGUUGUAAGAAGGCUAGGUGCUAG